UGUCCGAGCGGUGCGCGGCUCCCCGCGGUGCUGGACCAGCUGGCGUUACAGGAGCCCUGAUGUCUUCAUCUGUCUCCCCGCAGUUGUUGAUGGAGUGUCUUUCUCAGAUUUCCAGGCAGGGUCCCAAGAGCAGCACCCAGAGCCAGCUCCCGCUGCCAGGCGGCGCUCCCCGCGGCUCGGGCCGCUCCCGCCGCUGCUGAACGCGGCUCCGGGGCCGGAGCGGGCGCAGACCCCUGCGGAGCCGCGGCCACAGCACCUGCGGCAGCGGCGGGAGUAGCCGCCGGGGCUUCUGCUGGCGGCUGCCCUCUGCCUCCACUUAGACUUGCGACCUUGUCCCUCUUCUCCACGCCUCCUCCUCACGAAGACGGUCCCAGCGGUCGGACCCCGACCUGGCCCAUAUGCAUCACCCGUCCGGCCGCUCGGCGCCCCGGCGUUGAUGUCCGUCUCGGGUCCGACGAGACCAGCUCGGAGGGGCCCGUGUUGGAAGGAGAUCUAAGAUGAAGUUAUGGGAUGUUGUGGCUGUCUGCGUGGUGCUGCUCAACACGGUCUCCACCUCACCCCUGCCCGCCGGUAAGAUGCCUCCCGAGGGGCCCCCUUCAGUGGUAGAGGGGCCUGAAGACGAUCUCUCCCCCAUCAGCCUGCCGCCUCCCUAUGCUGUGCACAGUGACUCUAAUAUGCCAGAGGAUUACCCAGAUCAGUUCGAUGAGGUAGUGGACUUUAUUCAAGCCACUAUUAAGAGACUGAGGAGAUCGCCAGAUAAACAGACUCCAAUUUUUUCUAGGCGGGAGAGGAACCGGCAAAGUGCAGCCACAAACGUAGAGAAUUCCAGCAAAAAGGGAAGGAGGAACCAAAAGGGCAAAAAUCGGGGAUGUGUCUUAACAGAAAUACAUUUAAAUGUGACUGACUUGGAUUUGGGAUAUGAAACCAAAGAAGAGCUCAUCUUCCGGUAUUGCAGUGGAUCUUGUGAUGCAGUUGAGACCACGUAUGACAAAAUUUUGAAAAACUUAACCAGAAAGAAAAAACUAGUCAAUGACAAAGUGAGGCAAGCUUGCUGCAGACCCACAGCCUUUGACGAUGACCUGUCCUUUUUGGAUGAUAACCUGGUUUACCAUAUACUGAAAAAACAUUCCGCAAAAAGGUGUGGAUGUGUCUGACUCUUGUGCGCUGGAGGCGGCUCCAGUUUUGCAUUCCUGCGACGAUGAAAAGAGAGGGACCAAGGUUCCCGGGGAUGUGUCUGCUCAGAACAGAAAAAAAAAAGGACCAAGAAUGCGGAACGAGGAGUGAGGAAGCCUAGGGGUGCAAGAUGGCCUAAGAGACGGAGGUUUUUGAAGUCCUACAGGAAAGUAAAUAAAAGCUGAGGUGGGGAUGCCAGCAGCUGGAUGGCAUACUCCCUCUCCCACUUGACAUGGUCCACCACAAGUGAGACUUGCAUCCAUGAGGAACGUGCUUAAAAACACAGCCCUGCAGUACUGUGUUGCUGUGGGGUUGUCCCCACUUGCACCAGGAAGCUGAGCCUGUGUCCUCAGCUCUACCCAAAGACACGCUGUGCUGUUGGUCACUGAAGAUUGGUUCUUCAGCACUUAAGAGAACUUCUAAAUUGUCAUAAGGUUAAUGUUCUAUGUAAGAUGGUACCAGGCAAAAGUCAAAAUUCCCAGGCUCAAGUUCUGUAGGACCACUGUCAGUACAAAGCAAAUCAGUUCCACUUACUGGUUAAGUUUGGUUAUUUCCAUCUCAUGUUUCUUCAAAAUAAGUGUAGGAUUUCAUUAUUCUGCUACCUAUGAAAACAAAUUGAGUUUUUAAGCACUUCUUCCUAGCAUAGUAAGUGAAAUAAGCCUGGCAUACACAAAUUGUGUUUCUUUUGGUUUACAAAGGACUAAUGUCACUUGCGUAGCUACAUUUAUAUUUGGUCAUUGUGAGUGAGCAGAGACUACUUGAUGCAAUGCAUCCAUUCAGAGACAUAAAUAUACAGAAGAUAUUUAUUAAGAUUAAGUUAUUGUUAUUUAUUACAGUUCAGUAAUGAGUCUUCUUUCCUUAUUUAUUAAAGUUUUUUUUCAAAGGUGCCAAAGUAGAAGGUGCUUGGAAGAUAUGGAGAGACAAAUAAGUUGGGAACAACGGUCCAUGCUGUUGAAGGUGUUAACUUGAAUGCAAAAAAUCACUUACUUUACCUUUUUUGCUUUUAAACAAAACCUGAUUAUGUUCACAAAAUGUAGUGCCGAAGUCUGUAGCCCUUCCUUAUGGUCUGUAAUACUUCUGGAGAUGAUUGUGGUCAUACCUAUGCAGGAGUGAACACAGCUCCACAUGAGUGAGGGUCACAGCACUUGGCUCAGCAUUAGCCAUUUGUUAGACAAACUAAUUCUAGUCAUAUUUAAAAUGUAGCCACAAUUUUUUUUUCUCACACUUUUUGCCAACUGACCUCAUAUAACUAUUGACAAAUGGAAAUUAAUCACAUUUAGCCUUAUAAUUUCUUGUAGUUAUUUAAGCUUUUCCUUCCAUAUUUCCAUGUAGAAAAGGUUAAAUCCCUCUUAUUAGUUAGCCCUGGAUUUAAUGUAGCCUUCAGGUAAACGAUUGUGUUAAAUAACCAAAGAGUUUUGUAUAAUUUGCUGAAAUAUUACAGGAUCAUACCCACACAGCAGAGCAGUCUGAGUUUCCUUACAGCAAGGGAGGCUGUACAGCAAGGGCGUUCUUAACUGCUGCUCUCCUGUUCGGGAGACUAUUUUCCUGAGGGAGCUGCAGUGCAGGUCUCUAGACAUACCUGACAAUUGGUGAAGCAUCAACUCCCACAAAAAAGAAAAAACAACAGAAAGAAAAAAAAUCCCCAUUGAAAGCAGAAGAGACGGUCCAACCUUUUAUCUCACACAUGCAAUAGCUCUCCUCACUUGUUCUGCCCUGGGCCCCUCGGAGCACCACAAAAGAAGGGUCUAGGGGUCAAAAAGGUCCAGAACACACCUAGAAAGUUGUACCGCGUGUAUGAAGCAAAACAGCACCGACCGCUGCUGCUUCCCUGGGCUGAGGUCGGCCAUGCAGAGCCCACCUGUGGGCUUUUGCAAGGCCACGGGGACACCUCGGAGCACCCCAAAAGAAGGGUCUAGCGGUCAGAAAAGUCCAGAACACACCUAGAAAUUUGUACUACGCGUAUAAGAUGUAACUCAGCACCGACUGCCACUGCUUCCUCGGGCUGAGGUUGGCUGCGCAGAGCUCACCUGCGGGCUCUUUUUGCAAGGCCAUGGGGACACCUCACCCUGUGCAGGGCAGGGCACGGCUGAGAUGCCGCCAGAAGCACCUGUGAGCCAAGGGGCGCUCGCUGCUGGCACAGAGCUGGAAGCAGUGCUCGGGGCAUGCACAGCUCCGUUGCUCAGCACUUUUCUGAGCAGCAAAUCACUACGUUCAAAAUACAAAAGGGUAAAGUUUGUGAUUUUUUUUUUUUUUUGUUUUCUUUUUAGACCUUGUUGAAAACAGGAGUGUGCUUCUCUGGAGUUUUUUACUUCACCUGCGAUUUAUGUCUCAGUCAUUUGUGUUAAUCAACCAAAGUUCUCU
Molecule: messenger RNA, 3534 nt
Organism: Lagopus muta (rock ptarmigan)
Lineage: Eukaryota; Metazoa; Chordata; Aves; Galliformes; Phasianidae
Gene: GDNF
Product: glial cell derived neurotrophic factor
Exons: 3
Coding region: 498-1154 (218 amino acids)
Biological process (GO): negative regulation of neuron apoptotic process; peripheral nervous system development; positive regulation of branching involved in ureteric bud morphogenesis
Molecular function (GO): growth factor activity; receptor tyrosine kinase binding; glial cell-derived neurotrophic factor receptor binding
Source: RefSeq, a predicted model, not a curated record